Molecule: messenger RNA, 3057 nt
Organism: Neolamprologus brichardi
Lineage: Eukaryota; Metazoa; Chordata; Actinopteri; Cichliformes; Cichlidae
Biological process (GO): regulation of transcription by RNA polymerase II
Cellular component (GO): nucleus
Molecular function (GO): DNA-binding transcription factor activity, RNA polymerase II-specific
Source: RefSeq, a predicted model, not a curated record
CUGGCAUGUAGCUUAUGGAGACGUUAUGGAGACGAUGCCCAUCCCUCGCUAUGUUUUUUGCGAACCGUGUUGUGUUCUGUGAAUUUUGAGGAGCCACAAGCUGACAAAUGGAGGAUCUCAGCGUUUAAUAAACUCACUGGAGCGCGAAUCUGAGCCGCCAAUGAAGCCAAAACACGAAGAUGCGGAAGUAAAUGUGGAGGGGCUGCCGCAGGAAGGCAGGGUGAACAUCGGUGCUGCCUUCCCCAGGUGGAAAGCACUGAAGAGGGACAAAUGUUUCCAGACUGACGCUGAACUUGCGUGUUUUCUGCUGGACAGCUAUGAGAGAAGUGCCACACCAUCGUCUGCUAUGAAUGGAAAAUUUUCAGAUCAUCAGCAGCUGUUGCCAGUUAAAGAAGAGGUUCGCUGGAGUCCCAGUCUGGACCAGCAGGACACAGACCUUCAUCACAAAAAUGAGGUACAUGAGGGAGAACAGUUUGAUGGCGUGGUUGAGGCUGAUAUCACCAGGUUUCCAAUUAGUCCUGUGAAGAGUGAAGAUGAUGAUGAGAAACCUGACUCCUUGCAGCUUCAUCAAAGGCCUCUGACCAGCUGCUCAAAUAAACAAAUGAAAACAGAAACUGAUGGAGAGGACUGUGGAGGACCAGGAUCAGCCACUGACCCAAACCCACAACCGAGUCCUGAUUCUCUUGAGAUGGAAGUCAGCUUUGGUGAUAAAUUGCAGAAACCUGAAACUGAAGACAGUGAUGAUGGUAGAAAGAAGAGCAGGACACUUGAGUCAGGCAAAAAUGAAGAUCUGGAAUUUAACAGUGCCAACACAUCCUUCAACUGCUCUGACUGUGGUAAACAUUUCUUUUAUAGGCAAACUCUUCAGAGACAUGUGACAAGUCACUUGGGAAAAAGGACAAAUAAAAAAUGUUUUAAAAUGACGCAAAAUCCACAUUCACAGAUGGCGGGCCACAAAGAAGAGAAACUGUUUGAUUGUGAUGUCUGUGGACAAAAAUUUAAGAGAGAAGCAAAUCUUACAACACACGUUAGAGUUCACACAGGCGAGAAACCAUUUAGCUGUAACGUUUGUGAAAAAACAUUUAGACAUCAGUAUAAUCUCUAUAGACAUUUGAAAAUCCACACAGGAAAGAAACCAUUUAGUUGUGCUGUUUGUAAUAAAACAUUUUCACAACGGUGGGACCUGAAAAGACACAAGAUUGUCCACACAGGAGAGAAACUCUUUAACUGUAGUAUGUGUGGCAAAAAAUUUACACAGAGGAUGCAUUUUAAGAGACAUAUGAGGGUCCACACUGGGGAGAGACUGGUUGGUUGUGAUGUCUGUGGUAAAAGAUUUAACUGUAAGAGAAACCUAAAGACACACAUGAAAGUUCACACAGGAGCGAAACCAUACAGUUGUGAUAUUUGCAAUAAAAGAUUUUCACAACCAGGAAUUUUGAAAAGACACAGGAGCAUCCACACAGGAGUUAAGAGCCUUCGACCAGAUGACCCAAGAUGUCGUAGUUUGAUGGCACUCGUGACACAAUCAGCUGCUUCAGAACUGGUGCCGACACAAGUCUUGAACAGAGUAGAUGGUCAGCAGACGUUCCUGAUUAAAGAGGAGUUUCCCUUGAGCUCCUUUGUGGACCAGCAGGACUCAGACCUCUAUCAGAUAAAGGCAGAACAGAAGGAACUCAUCACCUGUCGUGAGAGAGAGCACUUUAAUGGGCUGCAGGAAACUGAUAUCACCAGGUUUCCAGUCACUGCAAUUCGAGUGAAGAGUGAAGAUGAUGAAGAGAAACGUUACUGCUCGCAACUUAAUCAAGACAACAAUGAUUCCGAGCCUCCAAGCAGCUGCUUAGAAAAACAAAUAAAGUCAGAAACUGAUGGAGGGGACUGUGGAGAGCCAGACCCUGACAAAAACCAGUCUGGUCAUUUAAAAGAAAAUACUGAUGGAAAAGUUUCUGACUCUUGUGAAACCGAAGUCAGUAUUGAUGAUGAUGAUGAUGAUGAUGAUUGGCAGGAGCCUUUGACAGACUCUGGACCAGAAACUGAAGUCAGUAGCAAUGGUUGGAAGGACAGCAGGGCUCUUGAUUCAGGUGUAAAGUGUAAACGGUCUCUUCAGAAACAUGUGAUCAGUAGUUCAGGGAGAAGGUCUUCAUACUGUUUAGCUAAUAAGAAAUGCUUAAAAGUGAACCGAACUGAUUUAGAAGGAAUCCAAACAGAAGAUAAACCAUUUGGCUGUGAUACUUGUGGACAAAGAUUUAAUCAAAACGCACAUCUAAAGACCCACAUGAGAAUCCACACAGGAGAGAAACCAUUCCGCUGUAACAUUUGUGAAAAAAUAUUUAGACAUCAAUACAACCUUAACAGACAUAUGAGAGUCCACACGGGAGAUAAACCAUUUAGCUGUGGUGUUUGUGGACAAAAAUUUAACCGUAACACAAAUCUCAAGACGCAUAUGCGGAUUCACACGGGGGAGAAACCAUUUGGUUGUGGUCUUUGCAGUAAAAGAUUUUCACAGCCUGGGGAUCUGAAAAGACAUAAGAGUGUCCACACAGGAGAAAAACCAUUCAAAUGUAGCAUUUGUAGUAAAAGAUUUACGCAGAGGAUUCAUUACAAAACUCACAUGAGCGUUCACACAGGAGAAAGACCAUUUGGUUGUGACUUGUGUGGCAAAACAUUUAACAGAGAAGGAAAUCUGAAAAUCCACAAAAGAGUCCACACAGGGGAGAAACCUUUUGGUUGUGAUAUUUGUGGACAAAAAUUUAACCAAAGCACAAAUCUGAAGACACACAUGAGAGUCCACUCUGGAGAAAAACCUUUCCACUGUAGCAUUUGUGGAGAAAGAUUCACGCGAGAGGGAAGUCUGAGGAGACACAUGAGACGCCAGGGAAUGAACCAUUUGAUUGUGGUGAAAAGUUUACAUGACAGUAAUCAUAAUGUAAUUAAAUGAAUAUUUUUUAAUAUAUGUCGACAAAACAUAUAUAAUGCAAUGGUGGUUUUUCAGUAUUUCUAAUUAUGUUAUUUAUUAUAAAUCUGUAAAUUAUAUAAUACUAAACAAUAAAACUGGGGGAG